CAUCCAAGAACCGGCCCACGAGCGCCCUUGCGCCUCCUCCAAUGGCGCCCCGGGCGCUGCUGCGCCGCCACCUCCCCGCGCGACGCCCCUCCACCUCGAGCAGGCCGGAGGCGGCGCCGACGGGUCCAGCUCCGCCGCGGCGGGGGUCGACCGGAAGGGCGAGGGGACGCUGCCGCCCAAGGUCAUCCCUUCUCCUCCGAGCUCCGCGACGGCUCGACCCCAAGCUGGUGUCCAGGCGGCCGUCGACAAGGAGAACACGCGAUGGGGACAGCAGGUGAUGAUUGGCCUCUGCGACGUGCUGCUGCUGUUGUUUCUUGGAGUUCUUGGAGCGCUCCGGAGUGCGUUCUUGAGCGUUUCUUGGUUUCCUCUUGAGCAGUUCAACUCGCUGCGCGCGGAAGGGGCGAUGUGUAGGAAGGAACAGGAGAAACUAUCACAAGUAAAGACUGUGGGAAAGGUGAGACCCAAGCAGGACAAACUUUUCUCAAAAAAGGGCGCCAAGCUGGACAAACUACUGCUAGUAAAGGGGAAAUCGGCCCCGAGUCGGCUUAAGAGCAAGAAUUUUUGUAGAAAAGGAAGGGGAAUAUGGCCGGAACAUGUGAAGUACCAGACACUUCGCAUAUCUGAAGUCAGAAGGCACUAUAAGCUUACUUCUGACGAGGCGAACCAUCUUGAUGCUUAUUCAGAAUGUAGACCGGUCAUUGGAGAUGGGGAGUGUUUCUACAGGAGCUUCAUAUUUUCGUACCUUGAGCAAGUUAUUGAUAGGCAGGACACACAUGAGGAACGCCGUCUCCUUAGAAGAGUGUCUACACAACGUGCAAAUCUUCAAUGUAACUCUGAGUUUUCCCGGAGCAGAAGAGCAUUUAAGGAGCUGAUUGAGAACGUAAUGAAAUGGAAGAGAACGGAAUCAACUAGCAGUCGCCGUAAAGAGAAACUUCUGAAGUUCUUCAGCACGUAUGAUAUGACGCAAGACAUUUUUGUUUUCCUCAGAUUACUAGUAGCUAUCCAGAUAUGCUCGCACAGGGAGGUGUAUGAACCGAUUAUACAAGGGCCCGGAGGAAAUUACAGUCUGGAAGUUUGGUGCUUGCAGCACGUCAUUCCAGCUCGUGUGUACGCGGACCAUGUUAUGAUGGUGGCUUUGGCCAGAGCGCUUGAGGUCCCCCUCAGAGUGGAAUCACUCCAACGAGGAUAUGCUCCAGAUAUCUACACUGGUCCUGGAGUUCCCCGUCCGAGCGUGACCCUCCUGUACACAGGUGAUCACUACGACAUCAUCUACCCAUGCGCUCCUUCUGCUGAGGUUUCAAGUCACCGGGCUUCCCAGAGAGAACAUCCUGGUGGUCAGAAUUCAAGUCAUCAGGCUUCCCAGAGAAAACAUCCUGGUGAUCAGAGUUCAAGUCAACAGACUUUCUAGAGAGUGGUCAGAGUUCAAGUCAUCAGGCUUCCCAGAGAAAACAUCCUGGUGAUCAGAGUUCAAGUCAACAGACUUUCUAGAGAGAACAUCCUGCUGAUCAGAGUUCAAGUCAACAGAUUCCGCUGGAUUAAAGUUGAGUUGGGCUGUUGCAGUUGAAUGAGAGUAUUGCUGAGUUUAGUGGUAGAGUAGAUGCACCGAUGAAGUUGGGGUAGGUAUACCAUAUAGUUACUUGUGCAUUCUUCUUCUGUUGGCAUUCUGUGAUCACAUUCGAAUUUCUUAAUUGUGUUUUCGAAAUUUGAACAUGGGCAUGAUAUCGGUUGAUUUUUUGGGUAUGUUAUGGAAGACACAAAUAUUGCACUUGUUUGGACA
Molecule: messenger RNA, 1777 nt
Organism: Triticum dicoccoides
Lineage: Eukaryota; Viridiplantae; Streptophyta; Magnoliopsida; Poales; Poaceae
Product: ubiquitin thioesterase OTUB2-like
Exons: 9
Coding region: 278-1408 (376 amino acids)
Biological process (GO): protein K48-linked deubiquitination
Cellular component (GO): nucleus
Molecular function (GO): ubiquitin binding; cysteine-type deubiquitinase activity
Source: RefSeq, a predicted model, not a curated record